AUGGAGGACGGCUACCAAAACCGGACUGCCUUCAUAAAAGGUGCCAAAGACAUUGCCAAGGAAGUCAAGCGGCAAGCCACCAAGAAGGUGGGCCGCUCAGUGGACCGGGUGAGCGACGAGUACAGCAAGCGCUCCUACAGCCGCUUCGAAGAGGACGAUGAUGACGACUACCCCAUGCAGGGGAGCCAGGACGGAGGCUACUACCGCGGAGACAGCCAGGCGGCCAACGAUGAUGAGGGCGGCCACAGCGACUCCACCGAGGGGCACGACGAGGACGACGAGAUCUACGAGGGCGAGUACCAAGGGAUUCCCAGGGCGGAUUCGGGCAAAGGCAGCCUGGCUGGAGGUCCGGGAUCGGUGAGGGCCGGAGCUCAGCAGUUCAGAGAUGUCGGCGUGUCCGAGGCUGAGAGGAGGAAGGACCAGGAGGAGCUGGCUCAGCAGUACGAGACCAUUUUGCAGGAAUGUGGUCACGGGAAGUUCCAGUGGACCCUGUACUUUGUGCUGGGGCUGGCGCUCAUGGCUGACGGAGUGGAGAUCUUCGUGGUCGGGUUUGUGCUCCCCAGCGCUGAGAAGGACAUGUGUCUGUCUGAACCCAACAAAAGCAUGCUCGGUCUGAUUGUGUACUUUGGGAUGAUGGUCGGGGCUUUCCUCUGGGGGGCUCUGGCUGACCGGAUAGGACGUCGGCAGUCUCUUCUCAUCUCUCUCUCCAUCAACAGUAUCUUCUCCUUCUUUUCGUCCUUCGUCCAGGGUUACAGCACCUUCCUGUUCUGCCGUCUCCUCUCAGGUGUUGGAAUCGGUGGCUCAAUUCCCAUCGUCUUCUCCUACUACUCUGAGUUUCUGGCCCAAGAGAAGCGCGGUGAACACCUCAGCUGGCUCUGCAUGUUCUGGAUGAUCGGCGGAAUAUACGCAUCCGCUAUGGCCUGGGCUAUAAUCCCACAUUACGGAUGGAGUUUCCAGAUGGGCUCGGCGUAUCAGUUCCAUAGCUGGCGUGUGUUUGUGUUGGUGUGCGCAUUUCCUUCUGUUGCAGCCAUCGCUGCCCUCAGCGGCAUGCCAGAGAGCCCACGCUUCUACUUGGAGAAUGGCAAACAUGACGAAGGCUGGAUGAUCCUGAAGCAGGUUCACGACACAAACAUGCGAGCCAAAGGAUACCCAGAGAGGGUGUUCACGGUCACCACAAUCAAGACGGUGAAGCAGAUGGAUGAGCUGGUGGACACCGGCACCGACACGCCGGUCUGGCAGCGCUACAGACUGAAGAUUAUGAGCCUCUCCCAACAGAUACGGAACAACAUUCUCGCCUGCUUCAGCCCAGAAUACAAACGGACGACCUUCAUGCUCAUGGCUGUUUGGUUUACGAUGUCCUUCAGCUACUACGGCCUGACGGUGUGGUUCCCGGACAUGAUCAAGUACAUCCAGAAGCAGGAGUACGAGUCCCGCACAAGGACCUUCACUGGGGAACGAGUGGAGCACGUCACCUUUAACUUCACCCUGGAGAACCAAGUGCAUCGCCAAGGACACUACUUCAACGACAAGUUCCUCAACCUGAAGAUGAAGUCCAUGGUGUUUGAGGACUCCCGGUUCGAGGAGUGCUACUUCGAGGACAUCACCUCCACACACACCACCUUCAGGAACUGCACCUUCAUCGCCAGUUUGUUUUACAACACAGAUUUGUUCAAAUACAGGUUUGUCAACUGCAAACUGGUCAACAGCACCUUCAUCCACAACAAGGAGGGCUGCAUGCUGGACUUCAGCGACGACUUCAACAAUGCCUACAUGAUUUACUUUGUCAACUUUCUUGGCACGCUGGCAGUGUUGCCUGGCAACAUCGUGUCGGCUCUAUUAAUGGACAAGAUCGGGCGUUUGAGGAUGCUGGCCGGGUCCAGCGUCAUAUCAUGUGUCAGCUGCUUCUUCCUGAUGUUCGGCAACAGCGAGUCGGGGAUGAUCGCCCUCUUGUGUCUGUUCGGAGGCAUCAGCAUCGCCUCGUGGAACGCCCUGGAUGUGAUAACAGUGGAGCUCUACCCGUCAGAUAAAAGGACCACAGCGUUCGGCUUCUUGAACGCUCUCUGUAAGCUGGCGGCCGUGUUGGGCAUCAGCAUCUUCCAGUCGUUUGUGGGCAUCACCAAGGCCGUGCCCAUCCUGUUCGCCGCCGGCGCCCUCGCCGCCGGCAGCUUCCUCGCGACAAAGCUGCCUGAAACGAGAGGCCAAGUGUUGCAGUAG
Molecule: messenger RNA, 2214 nt
Organism: Stegastes partitus (bicolor damselfish)
Lineage: Eukaryota; Metazoa; Chordata; Actinopteri; Pomacentridae
Product: synaptic vesicle glycoprotein 2A-like
Exons: 12
Coding region: 1-2214 (737 amino acids)
Biological process (GO): transmembrane transport; chemical synaptic transmission
Cellular component (GO): neuron projection; synaptic vesicle membrane
Molecular function (GO): transmembrane transporter activity
Source: RefSeq, a predicted model, not a curated record